GUCAUCUAGUCAGUCCUUCAUUGGCCGCCGUCAUGGUCGGACUGGCCCAGCCAAGAUGUGCCACGGUCGAGAAACAAGUUUGAAUAAAGAACAACAAAAAUGAAACGGUUAUGCUGCUGUGUGGUUGUUUUAGGACUAUUUGAAUUUUUAGUGAAUUGCCAAUCGCCUUGUCCGGGUAUAUUUGACUACCGAAAUGAAGGUGGUGUUAUAUACGGGGUGAUCAUGGUGCCUCCCAGUGGACCAGUAUCAUCUGUGACCACAAGAGUUAACUUCACUAUCGCAGCACGGCUUCCAUCUACCUACGUGGGCAAGCUGGAGCCUAUUGGUAGCAGUCAAAUAUUGCAAAAUUACAACCGGGGCGCGCCCAUCAUGUACAGGAUUCACUUCCCAGUGACGUCACCACUGCCGCGACUCACUUCGCUGCAAGUCAAUGGCAACUUAUUGUGUUACGGACCAGGAGAUGUCGUUGUUCCCAACCGGUACAUAAGCACAAUCAGUCUCCAGCACAUAAUAUUCCAAAGGCCAAAUUCUGGCAACUUCAUAUACCAAUUCGAUCCAGGGUCAAAACCGAAUUCAGUAUAUGAAUUUUCCAGUUCCCCUGAAGUGGGAGCUGAUCCAAUAAUUGCAUUCGACGAAAACGAUGAUCGCCGAGGAACUUGGACUUCUGUGAUUAAUGCAAGUUUUAUGCCAAACAAUACAAGACCACUGUAUGAGCUGACCGAGCCUCCUCCGCCACUAUUUGAGCAGACUCCGCCACAUCGGCCACAAUAUGAGCAGACUCCGCCACCUCGGCCACAAUUUGAGCAGACCCCACCACAUCUUCGGCCACAAUACGAACAAACCCCACCACCACCUCAACUACAAUUUGAGCAGACCCCGCCACCAUCUCGACCACAGUACGAGCCGGCGCCACCGCCACCACUACCACAAUAUGAGCAAAACCCACCGCCGGUACAAACCCCACCAACAAUCCGUCCAGAAACGAACUACAAUGUCUACUAUCCUGAAGUAACCCAGCCCACGAGGUUACCACGCCCACCACAGCCAACGCCCGUUUUCCCAUCAAUACCGGAAAGGAUACCAGUACCAAGCAGCAAUACAUUUACGCAAGUGGAAUGCGGAAAGAUUGCUGGUGGCAAUGAGCGGUUACCCCUUAUAUAUAACGGGCAGAGUUACUCCCGCGGUGACUGGCCCUGGCUUGUAGCUAUAUACAGGAGGAAGGAUGGCAGCCUCACGUUUAUAUGCUCGGGGACUUUGGUGUCCGAUCGACAUGUUAUUUCUGCUGCUCAUUGUAUGCACCAGAAGAACAGUUACACUUCAAUCAAAGAUAUUGUGGUUAAAGUAGGCGUUUACAAUUUGGAGGACUGGGGUGAUGACGUGACCGUCACCCGAACCCUUGAAGCUGCAUACAUCCAUGAGUCUUACAAUGUAUCUACUCUAGCCAAUGACAUAUCUGUAUUCACGCUCGAAAGAAAUGUCGAAUUCAGUACGUACAUUAGGCCGGCGUGCUUGUGGAGUGGCAAUACGGACCUCAGUCGUGUCGUUGGAGCUUCGGGAGUUGUUGCAGGCUGGGGAACAAACGAAUUGGGUCCAGGUGGACACGGCGAACCUCGUAUGGUGAGGAUUCCUAUUGUGAGCACUGCUACUUGCCGUGCCAGCAAACCGGAUUUCCAUAAACUUACAUCGGCGAACACUUUAUGUGCGGGAGACCGCAACGGUGCUGGCCCAUGCUUAGGAGACUCGGGCGGUGGCCUCUACCUUCUAGACAGUGGACGGUGGCGUGUCCGCGGUAUAGUCUCCUUGUCUCUGCGACCUGAAAACGGCGACAAUACGUGCAACCUGAACGAAUAUAUUGUUUUUACCGACGCCGCUCAAUACCUCAAAUGGAUAAAGAACGUUAUGGCAAAAUAACGGCAUAUUGUUAUUAGUAUUAUUCGAUUUAAGAAUUGUGUGUUAAGGGCCCAUCCUGCUAAGAACGCAACGUUGAAAUGUUCUGGUGAAUAAUAAGUUUUUUAUUUUCAUCAUAAUAAUGUUUUACAAUCCAUUAUUUUAAUCAAACGUAUGUGGUGGAAAUAAAACAAAUUCUGUCUCUUUCUUAAA
Galleria mellonella (greater wax moth) is the source of this 2100-nucleotide messenger RNA. Its product is annotated as serine protease gd-like. The record is from RefSeq and is a predicted model, not a curated record. Gene Ontology annotation, biological process: proteolysis. The transcript is spliced from 9 exons. The coding region runs from base 100 to 1911 and encodes 603 amino acids. NCBI's taxonomy places the organism in Eukaryota, Metazoa, Arthropoda, Insecta, Lepidoptera, Pyralidae. Gene Ontology annotation, molecular function: serine-type endopeptidase activity.